UUUCUAUCCAAAUGAAUAUAUGAGCCAUAAUUAUUGCCGUUCAACAAGUCUGAACCUCUACGAGUAUAACAAACAGAUAAGCAAUGCAACAUUUCACAUAUUUUUUAAUGCUACAGAAUGGAAAUUUGGCCCUUGGUGUUAUGUGAAUAAAGAAGUAAUUUUGCCAUUUUUAAUUUGCGUAUUUUCGGUGACGGAAAUUUAUAAUUAA
Messenger RNA from Meloidogyne enterolobii, 208 nucleotides. NCBI's taxonomy places the organism in Eukaryota, Metazoa, Nematoda, Chromadorea, Rhabditida, Meloidogynidae. The record is from the annotation of a GenBank genome assembly.